Oreochromis aureus is the source of this 1033-nucleotide messenger RNA. RefSeq lists its product as uncharacterized. The transcript is spliced from 2 exons. The record is from RefSeq and is a predicted model, not a curated record. Bases 21 to 887 code for a protein of 288 amino acids. NCBI's taxonomy places the organism in Eukaryota, Metazoa, Chordata, Actinopteri, Cichliformes, Cichlidae.
UUUCUGACCGGUGUUCAGAUAUGUUAGGCUCGCUGCUCGUCGUCGCUGUUUUUACCCGUUUGUCUGCAGAUGUCCAGCCUGUUUUAGGAAACUCCUUCACGUUUCCACAAAACUGCAAGAACGAUGAAGAAGGAAAAUUGCUCCGGGCUGAGCCCCAGGGGGAGGUGGAGGUGGCUGUUCACCAGCGCGGUGUGUGGGCACCCGCCCGGGGCUACCGACACCGGAUCCUUCAAAGCUCUUCCAUUUUGUUCAGGCGCAUAUUUUACAAUGACAGUGGAGUUUAUGUGCUAAGAUGCGGCAGCCGGGAGAUGCGCAUCCAGGUUAAAGUUCUAGUUCCUUUCAAUGUCACCGUGAAAGAGGGAGAAAAAGCGACACUGCCGUGUUACUUUCCAACUACCAGCAAGAAGACUGUCUCUGCACGAUGGGAGAUGAAUCAGCAAGUUGUGUUUGAGUGGAAUUCCUGCACAGAUAAAAGUAACGGCACUGCUGAUGGAAGACUCUCUGGAGACUUUUCCUUAAAACUGCGACAGGCGAGGAAGGAAGAUCAUGGAGAUUAUUUCUGCUAUAAACAAAAUGAAGACGGAGAGAAAGAGGGGGAUCCAUCUGUCGUGAGGCUGAAAGUAAAGAAGAGAGGCCGCGACCAGCAGCGCCGACGAAGAAAACGGGACAAUCGACGAGGACCCCGAGUAGCUGUCAGCAGAGGAGGAACUUUGGUCUGCCAGCCUGGACAAGCUUACUUUCCAGUCAGUCCUGUGGAGGACAUUUGGAUUCUCGGCCUUGUGGGCUGGAUGCUGGUGGAAGCACCCACCGCAGAUGCGUGGACCUUCCUGCUCCUGCGCUCAUUAGUUAAAUAUAUUUCUGGUAGCUGCAUAUUUUCAGCGUCUUAAAAACAUAUCUCUGAAUGUGUUUGAGGAUGCAGGAAAGGGAAUUGAUAUUAAUAUGUAUUUUAUUCUGUUCAUUUAAUCUUCAAGUUUGCAGUCUAAGGAGCUUGGAAAGAAAAGCGUCUGGGGGGGAUACUCCCACUGGGUUUAAA